AAUAGAAGUAUCUGGUGUAGGGUCAAAUGGGAAGUGGAAUUCUGCUAUUUUUCAUUGUCGGUGUUUUACUCAUAGAACUAGGAUUUGAAGCCCAAUCUAACAUGAUUACCAAUAACACUGCAUUUACUUGGAGUAUUCUUGGAGGCUUCCUUUGUCCCGUCACAUGCAAGUUGCUUUUUGUCUCUUUCUCUGACAUUAAUUCCUCUUCAAAAGGACACAUCGCAACUGUUUUUUUGAUACUUUUCUAACCAAUUCGCGUUAUAUUGUGACUCAGAUAUUAUUCUCAACAUUGUUGUUUAGUUAUUUCUCUGAUUUUAUGCCAAGGAAAAGAGCAUAAACAAGUCAAUGGGGAACUGUUGCAAUUUUUCAUCAGGUUCUAAUGGCGAUGAUCAUCCCAACGCGAAGAACCAUUUAGGGAGGACUCAGUUCUCUGCUGUUCUCAGCAACAGAAGACUAAUACAAAAUGACAAUUCUACUUCUCGUGGGUGUAGCAAUCACUUUGGAGGAACUAGCAGUCUGUUUGGGCCAAGUAGUAGUAAUAAUCACACAUCAGGAAAUAACACUAGCACGUCGUUUUGGGGCUCUGAGAAUAGCCACACCUCUGGAGUCAGAGAUGGAGGGGAGUUUCCUCGUGGUGAGAUCUUGAAUGCUCCAAAUCUGAGAGUAUUUACUUUAGCAGAAUUGAGGGCUGCCACCAAGAAUUUCGGAGCUGGCAGUGUGAUAGGAGAGGGGGGUUUUGGUAGAGUAUACAAGGGUUUGAUUAGAGCUGAGGGAUUGAAUAUUGCCAUCAAGAAAAGGAAUCCGGAAAGUUUGCAAGGAGUUGCGGAAUGGCAGUCAGAGGUGAAUUUCUUAGGGAGGCUUUCUCAUCCCAACCUCGUUAAGCUGUUGGGAUUUCGGCAAGAGGAUAGUGAGCUGUUCCUGGUCUAUGAAUUCAUGCAUCGUGGUUCCUUGGAUAACCAUCUAUUUGGAAGAGGUGCAAAUGUUCGGCCACUUUCUUGGGAUACAAGGCUGAAGGUUAUGAUUGACGCAGCUAGGGGACUGAAUUUCCUUCAUUCCAUGGAAAUGAAAAUUGUACAUAGAGAUUUUAAACCCUCAAAUAUACUACUUGACGAGACAUUUACGGCAAAGUUAUCAGACUUUGGGUUAGCCAAAUCUUUUUCUUCGCUUGAUCAGACUCACGUAACAACACGAGUUAUGGGAACUUUAGGCUAUGCUGCUCCUGAGUAUAUAGCAACAGGUCGUUUGAAAGUGAAAAGUGACGUGUAUACAUUUGGAAUUGUUUUGAUGGAGGUGCUGACAGGGAAAAGAAUGCAAGAUAUACUGCGAUUGCUGAAGCAAAAGUCCUUGACGGAUUGGCUCAAAUCAAAUAUACUAAAUAGAGGGAAAAUAAGAAUGAAUAUGGAUGCAAAGUUGGAAGGAAAGUAUCCAACCAACUUAGCUUUAGAGGUAGCUCAACUAGCUCUCAAAUGCAUCCGAACAGAAGCCAAAGUGAGGCCAUCAAUGAAAGAAGUUCUUGAAAGAUUGGAACAGAUUGAAGCAGCUAAUGAGAAACCAGCUGACAACAAUUAUAACAGAAGACGUGUUAAUCGUUCCCUGGUAGUUCAACAACGCAAUCAGCCAGAUGGUGGUCAAUUCGAUUGAACCCAUCGGCACUAUAUUCCUUUGCAGCUGAUGCAUUGUGGAGUUGAAGAGCAUAUAGCUAAAGUGCCUCUGCUGUAGUGGUGCCUAAUAGAGUUGAGCUUUAAUAUAAUAACAACACUUGCAAUUUUUUUCAUUAUGUAUAGAUUAUGGGGACAUGAUCAAGCCUCAACAAACAUUAAGCAUAGAAAUCAAAUACUAAUAUGAAUUAGAAAAGCAUAUAUCAUUAACAUCA
Molecule: messenger RNA, 1873 nt
Organism: Vigna radiata var. radiata (mung bean)
Lineage: Eukaryota; Viridiplantae; Streptophyta; Magnoliopsida; Fabales; Fabaceae
Product: probable serine/threonine-protein kinase PIX13
Exons: 6
Coding region: 346-1641 (431 amino acids)
Biological process (GO): protein phosphorylation
Molecular function (GO): ATP binding; protein kinase activity
Source: RefSeq, a predicted model, not a curated record